Pelobates fuscus (common spadefoot toad) is the source of this 1733-nucleotide messenger RNA. RefSeq names its product keratin, type II cytoskeletal cochleal-like. The transcript has 9 exons. Gene Ontology annotation, molecular function: structural constituent of skin epidermis. Gene Ontology annotation, biological process: keratinization; intermediate filament organization. NCBI's taxonomy places the organism in Eukaryota, Metazoa, Chordata, Amphibia, Anura, Pelobatidae. The coding region runs from base 51 to 1535 and encodes 494 amino acids. The record is from RefSeq and is a predicted model, not a curated record. Gene Ontology annotation, cellular component: keratin filament.
AAAACCUAACCUGGUCUUGACAUCCUUACAUCUCGUCAGUGAAAAGAAUAAUGUCUCAUCACUCCAUUCUUGGAAUCUCUGGACAUAAGAACUUCAGCUCCUGUUCAAUGGCUUCUCCUAAACAUGGGAGCUCACACCACACAUUCUCUCACUCCACCAAUUCUGGAGUUCAUGGUCAUAAGACAUUGCAUUGCUUUAGCAGCACAAGUGCCCAUGGUGUGGGUUCCAAAGGACACAAGAUUUCAAUGGGAAGCUUUUAUUCUGGGAAAAGUGGACAAGGAUCAGGACAUGGAUCUGGUCAUGGUGGAGGAAUAGGCACUGGAUUUGGAGGCAUCACCUCAGUUACUGUGAACCACGGUCUUCUAGCUCCUCUCAACUUGGAGAUGGACCCAAGUAUUCAGCGAGUAAGGACACAGGAGAAGAAUCAAAUUAGGGGUCUGAAUGACAAAUUUGCUUCUUUUAUUGACAAGGUGAGAUUUUUGGAACAGCAGAACAAGAUGCUGGAGACUAAGUGGGGUUUCUUACAAGAACAGAAGACUGCUCGCUAUCAUAUUGAACCCCUUUUUGAGGCUUUUAUCGGUAAUCUCUCCAGACAGCUGGAGAAUCUGAGUUGUGAGAGAAAUCGUCUGGAAGCAGAAAGAACCAAUAUGGAGCAAACCGUAGAAGAACUAAGGAGAAAAUAUGAAGAGGAAGUUAAUAGACGCACAGCGGCAGAGAAUGAAUUUGUUGGACUAAAGAGGGAUGUAGAUGCAGCUUUUAUGAACAAAUCUGAGUUACAAGCAAAAGCAAGUUCCCUCUCUGAUGAAAUCAAUUUCUUGAGAACACUCUAUGAUGCGGAAAUAGCCCAGCUCCAGGCUCAGAUCUCAGACACCUCAGUGGUUGUGUCCAUGGAUAACAGUCGGGAUCUUGAUCUGAAUGGAAUCAUUGCUGAGGUCAGAGCUCAAUAUGAAGACAUUGCUAACAGAAGUAGAGCUGAGGCGGAAGCCAUGUACCAGUCACGGUUUGAGGAGCUUCGCACAGCUGCAGGAAGGAAUGGGAAUGAUCUGCAGAGCAGCAGAGAUGAGAUCUGUGAAUUGAACAGAUCAAUUCAGAGAUUGAACGGGGAGAUUGACAAUGUGAAAGCUCAGCGCCAUGCACUUGAAUCUGCAAUAAAUGAGGCUGAAGAACGUGGAGAAUCUGCUGUAAAAGAUGCCAAAAACAAACUGUCUGAGCUGGAAGGUGCUCUACAGAAGGCCAAGCAGGACAUGGCUCGCCAACUGCGAGAAUACCAGGAGCUGAUGAAUGUGAAACUGGCUCUGGAUAUCGAGAUCGCCACCUACAGGAAGAUGCUGGAAGGAGAGGAGGGCAGGUUGUCAGCACAUGACUCUGUUAACAUAUCUGUGCUACACUCUAGCACUGGAGGAAAGCAUAGCUCUGGAGGGAGGUCUCACAGUUCUAGCAACCAUCAACACAACGGAGGAUUCAGUGCCAGUGGAAGGAGCUUGAGCCACAUCUCAAAAAGUAAACACAGCACUGGUCAUGGACACCACUGUUAAACUUAAAGUAUAGCAGAGAGAGUAAGAACUAAAAUAAAUGUGUAUAUUUUAGUAAAUGCACCGGCCACAUAUUGCUAAUCUGCUGUUUUCAGUUUGCAAAGGAUAAAAUAUAUUUAAUCUCUUACUCAUCAUUGUAAUUUCUGCAUGUCUUGUAGAUAUGUUAUCAUUUUCUGUAAUGUAGCACUUGAUUAAAAUUAU